Messenger RNA from Funneliformis geosporum, 1141 nucleotides. The record is from the annotation of a GenBank genome assembly. NCBI's taxonomy places the organism in Eukaryota, Fungi, Glomeromycota, Glomeromycetes, Glomerales, Glomeraceae.
AUGGUGGGCUGUUCGCUGAAUAAUGAAGUAUAUGAGGAAGAAGACAACACCCCACAUUUCAAUUUCGCUAUCGGUAUUACCAUAGCUGUAUCAACUUCGUUUGUUCAAUCACUUGGUCUUACGAUACAACGUAAAUCUCAUAUAAUAAAUGAAAACGUUUAUCCAAAAGAACUUAGACGAUCUGCAUGCCGACAACCUUUAUGGCAUCUAGGUUUUGAUACUUAUAUAAUUUCAAAUAUAAUUGGAAGUGUGUUUUCAAUUGGUUACCUUCCAAUCAUUAUUUUGGCUCCCUUGGGGGCUGUAACUUUGAUUUUCAAUGCAUUCUUUGCCAAAAUACUUUUGGGUGAUGUGUUUACAAAGCAGACAAUAAUAGGGACCAUUUUCAUCUUAAUCGGAGCGAUAAUGAUUGGGUUUUUCGGUGUGGUCAAUGAACCGAGUCAUUCAUUAGAAGAUUUGAUCGAACUUUAUAAACGUCCAGCAUUUAUAAUUUAUUUUUCUAUCAUUGAAUUUGUGGUAUUUUGUUUUCUAAUCGCGAAUAAAUUUGGAGAAGGCGUAUUGAAUCAAAUGCUCCUAGGUGAACGUAAUCUUACAUUUGGUUGGUCAUUGAAAAAAUUUCAAACGAUUCUCGGAAUCUCAUAUGGAUGCGUUGGUGGUAUGAUAUCAAGUCAGAGUUUAUUAUUUGCAAAGAGUGGUUUGGAAUUAUUACUUUUGUCUAUUCUUAAUUGCGAUAACCAGUUUAAUCAGCCGUUAAGUUGGUUUAUCGUUGUAGCAUUGGCUUUCACGGCUUUGUUACAGCUUUAUUACCUUAAUAAAGGACUAAAAUUAUGUGAUACCGUUAUUUUAGUUCCACUUUCAUUUUGCACUUAUAAUGUUUCAUCAAUAUUUAAUGGUCUCGUAUAUUACAAUCAAUGGAAUCAACUAUAUUGGUGGCAAAUAUUUUUCGUAACAUUAGGCAUAUGUUUAUUAUUAUGUGGUGUACUUAUAUUAUCAUGGCGAAAAAGUAUUGCACCAGAAGAGGAAUUUAUAGUAGAAGAUAGAAUGCUAUUAGGACAUAAUAUUGAAGGAUUCACUGAACUUUAUGAUGAUGAUUUUAAUAAAAAUACCGAGAAUAUAAACGAUUCUGAUAAUGGUUUUUUGGGAG